CUGAAAGACACUAUUUAAGAUCCUUUGCGAAGACAAAAUGCAGCUGCGUUUUCUGCAGAGCAUUAAUAUAAAAUUUACAUUUGUCUACUGAUCAGAAAAGCUUAAUUUUAAAAAUGGUAGAUGCUUUCUGUGGCACAUGGAAACUGGUCAGCAGUGACAACUUUGAUGAGUAUAUGAAAGCUCUAGGCAUUGGGUUUGCAACAAGACAAGUUGGAAAUGUGACCAAACCGACGACCAUCAUCUCCAAAGAGGGAGACAAAGUGGUCCUAAAAUCACAGAGUACUUUCAAGAACUCCGAGAUCUCAUUCACGCUGGGAGAGGAGUUUGAUGAGACCACCGUGGAUGACCGACACUGUAAAUCCACUGUGGUAAUGGACGGAGACCGGCUUGUCCAUGUGCAGAAGUGGGAUGAAAAAGAGACCACUCACGUCCGGGAGAUCAAAGACGGGAAGAUGGUGAUUAAACUCACCAUUGGGGACGUGGUGGCUGUGCGCACAUAUGAAAAAGCAUAAACUGUGGGAAUAUUAUGAGGAUUUGUCCUCCUCCGGGCAGCAAGAGAUACGACAUGCGCUUUAACGCUUUGCGCGUCAUUUCUCCAAACCAUGGACUACAAAUAUUUUUUUCUAUCCGUUUUUUAAAUACUUUUAUGACCCUAUUCAUUUCUAAUAAACGACCAGGCAAAAAUAAA
This is a messenger RNA of Puntigrus tetrazona (Sumatra barb), 688 nucleotides long. It is a transcript of the gene fabp7b, whose product is annotated as fatty acid binding protein 7, brain, b. The coding region runs from base 114 to 512 and encodes 132 amino acids. Gene Ontology annotation, molecular function: fatty acid binding. Gene Ontology annotation, cellular component: cytosol; nucleus. The record is from RefSeq and is a predicted model, not a curated record. Gene Ontology annotation, biological process: fatty acid transport. NCBI's taxonomy places the organism in Eukaryota, Metazoa, Chordata, Actinopteri, Cypriniformes, Cyprinidae. The transcript has 4 exons.